Molecule: messenger RNA, 432 nt
Organism: Cyphellophora attinorum
Lineage: Eukaryota; Fungi; Ascomycota; Eurotiomycetes; Chaetothyriales; Cyphellophoraceae
Exons: 1
Coding region: 1-432 (143 amino acids)
Source: RefSeq, a predicted model, not a curated record
AUGGCCAUCUCAACGUCUUGGCCCGUCCACCUGCUCGGAAUCGCCUUCGGCCUAAUCUUCAUAGGCUUCGGCUGCUACGACAUCGUCAACCCAGAAGCCGGCCUCUCAUUCUUCGAAUUCACGCCCUCCCUCUUCCCCUCGACAGCCGCAGAAACCAGCAGUCUGCUCGUCGUCAUCGGCAUUCGCGACAUCUUCAUGGGCGUCGCUAUACUUGCGACCUUGAACGCUGACCAACGAAAUGUGGCGGGGUGGUUGUUGAUUGCUGGGAGCGCGGUAGCGUUCACGGAUGGGAUUGUUUGCUAUAGUCAUGGGAAAGGAGCUGAGUGGAACCACUGGGGGUAUGCUCCUUUGCUGACGGUCACGGGGGGUUUGUUGUUGGGGUGGGCAGAUGGAAAGGCGAAGUCUGUUGAUGUGAAGGCGAAGUCACAGUAG